AUGGCAAGUUCGGACAAUUUCAACCCGCCCUACCCCGACCUUUUUACCAAAUCUGGAUCCAUUGUCAAACUUGAUGAACAAGAGAAACUGAGUUUGUUUACCGUGUCCUGGCUUGAGGCACAUGCCUAUACGUUUCCGUCAAGGCUUAUUGGUGGUAAACUCAGAGCAUUUAACGCAAAGUGGUUGAACGACUUCCCGUGGUUGAGGUACUCAGUAAAUAUGGACUCCGUGAUGUGUGCCCCUUGCGUGAUCUUGGAUACAAGGAAGACCAGAUGUUUUUCCACGCUCCCUUUUAAUGAUUGGAAAAAUUUGUCAGCCAAUGUUAAUCGUCAUCAUAUAGACAAAGUCCACAGAAAUUGUGUCGCUAUGGCGGAAAAUUUCGUUGAUGUCAUGAAAGGGAAGAAGGAGUCUAUUGUCUGUAAGCUAUCUUCGUUUACCAAGGACUUGGUAAAAAGAAAUAGACAUAUUCUUGGACAGAUAAUAAGAGUUAUUUUGUUGCUUACCAAACAAAACAUACCCGUUAGAGGCCACACGGAAGAAAGGAGUAAUUUUAUGGCGGUUCUCCAAUCCCACGCGUUAAACGAUCCCAUACUCGCAGAUCACCUCCGAAACGGAAAAGAAAAUGCCAAAUACACAUCGCCUGAUAUACAGAAUGAGAUUAUUACGUUAUGUGCCGAUCACGUUCUUCAGUGUAUCCUCACACAGUGUAAAGAAGCCGGAUAUUUCGCCAUCAUGGCCGACGAAGCUACCGACUGCUCCACAAAAGAACAGUUAUCUAUAUGCAUUCGCUUUCUUACAGUCAACGAAGGACGUUAUGAGCUUAAUGAAAAAUUCAUUGGCUUUGUUACUUGUAGAUCAAUUAAGGGCGUUAAUCUUGCUGAGGCCAUUGUAGAGUAUCUCCAAGACUGUGGAUUGGACAUCUUGAAACUGCGUGCCCAGUGCUAUGACGGAGCGGGGAACAUGGCAGGAAAAUACAAUGGAUUUCAAGCACUGAUACGGGAACGUGUACCACUUGCGAGCUACGUACAUUGUAAGUCUCACUGUUUGAACUAG
This is a messenger RNA of Mya arenaria, 1053 nucleotides long. Its product is annotated as zinc finger MYM-type protein 1-like. The transcript has 2 exons. The record is from RefSeq and is a predicted model, not a curated record. Bases 1 to 1053 code for a protein of 350 amino acids. NCBI's taxonomy places the organism in Eukaryota, Metazoa, Mollusca, Bivalvia, Myida, Myidae.